AUGGAGAGCUCUUCGGCGCCGCUCGCGGACUACUUCUGGAUAGCGGGCAUUGAGUCUGUAUCUCACCACGAUUUCCCCGUCCCCCCUACCCCCACACAGGUCGAUAGCACCAUCACCGAGGACAGGGAACCCGACGACCAACCCGACCCCGUAGCUACACCGUCCCACAAGACGUUCGCCCGACACUCGCGCCAGAACUCCAACAACCGACUGUCGAAAGCAUCCAUCACCAAUACAAUUCACACGCUAGAGGAGCUGGAUGGGAACACGAGAAGUAACAGAAGUAGUGCUACAAUCAGACCCAACCCGGCGCCUGGCGUACUCGGACAAGAUGGCCCGUUCGUCGACUUCGACUUCGACAAGGCUCUUGUCAAGUUUGCCGCCGAGAGGGAGAACUUCCUGGACGACCUGAGCUUCUCAGCUGGUGCGAAAACACAGUCCAGGCCACCGAUGGUAAACCCACGAGCGGAACGGAUCAAAGCCGACGAGGCAGCAAACGGGAGGCUGAGUCCUCUGAAGAGUAUCAGGGGCAGCAUCCGCGGUAGCAUACGCCGAAAAAUCAGCUUCAGAGAUAUGAACAGUGCGAAGAAGCAACCAUCGACCCCCAGACCUGGUAUGGACCCGUUUUACGAUUUGGACCUACAUCCUUCUCCAGACGAUCUGGUAGCAGGACUGCCUGCAGACCUCUUCGAUCACGAUUGCAAGAAACACGCUGCAUUCUGUACUGACUUCUGUAAACUAGCAUCUGUACGGACCACCAAGCGACUGAGUAGCUAUAACUCGGUAAUACCUCCUCCUGAACCUCUCAAUCUCGACCCUGACAUGCACCCUCUAAAACGCCGCUUCGAACCUGAGUUACUGGACCGGUAUCCACCCCGUGAUGACAAGGAAGAACUAUCGAGGAGAGGCAGAUUCCCGGACUACGUGCCCAUGUUCGCCUUUCCCAACGAUAUUCAGAUUGUAUCGUCUGAUGAACGGCCGAGGUCGACGUGGCAUGGCUUUACGAUGACGUCCGACGACAAUUCCAAGAUCUAUGGCGUAACCGUCACCGUGUGGAUAGCUCUAACAAUGGAUGUGGCAGAAGACAUCGAGAGGAGAUGCGAACAAUGGAGACAGAGACAUAUGACCGAAGAGGAACGAGAGCUCGCGGGCAGCCUGGGAGCACGGCUCGCAGCGGAGCGUGCACACUUGUCGCAGCUUCUGGCCAAACUCCCCACGAUCCCCUCUGGGUCGUCCGCUAGGGACGCGCUCGACGAUCAAAUCAGUGCAGUAGAGGAGAAGAUCAGCCUCAUGACGGAGAUGCUUCGGCCACUGAGACACGGUGCAGCAUCCAAGAUUGAUGGCCUCACCGCUGGUGAGAGCGGGCUUUGGACGCCACGCGCGUACGGCAUCCUCGGCCGAGAUGCCACAAGAGUCGGUUUCUGGAAGGACUGGCUACGAGCCGUGGUAGUGCCAAUGACAGAUGGCGGCGUGCUACGUGUUUCGCCAAGUUCACCUAAAGUUGGGCGAUGGCAGCCGUUGGAACGUUACGUGGUCAAUCUAUGCACCGAAGCAUUCAGCCCCCUCAGUUCCAAGACACAAGUCGAGAUUGGCGUACGGGAGCUGCGCCUAUAUGCUCGAAAAGAAGCGAUCAACGAAAUCCCAGGGUCUCGAAACACAGACCUUUACGCGUUGUUCAGGUCGCUCUCGCUUGAGAACAUGGUUACCCUCUUCGAGUAUGCGAUGUCCGAGUCUCGGAUAAUCUUCCUCUCUUCCCACACAGCGAUGCUUCAUUUGGCGUCUCACGCCUUGGCCAGUCUGCUUUACCCCUUGACCUGGGCUAGCAUUUUCAUUCCCGUCCUGCCAGCGAGGCUGUUGUCUGCGCUUGAUGCCCCUUGCCCUUACAUUGUUGGCAUCGAACGAAGAUAUGACAACAUCGAACUACCAGACGAUGACUAUGUCCUCGUCGAUCUAGACAAAGACACCAUUGAUGCAACUUCACUGCCCAAUCGCCUGCCGAAACAGAUUCGGCGCAAACUCGUCUCCCUCUUGCAACUCGCGGCCCCACACGCCCUUCGAUAUGGGGUCACGUCAGGCCCGCCACCCUAUGCUGUCGAGUCUUUCCCCUACGACGCGUUCUCUGCCGAAAAUGGGUCGUUGUUCCACGAGAGAACGGCGCCGAGCACUCUGGCAAAAUGGGUGGCGCAAAGCUCAUCUGCCUUUGGGGAACCUGAGCCGAAAGAACAUAUGAACACCCCUGUCUUUAAUGCUUUUGCACAUGCGAAGCCCGGAGCAGCCGAGCGUCCCACCACUAGUAGGUCGAGCAAGACGAGCCCCCCGUCUUCAGUCUCACCCGUCUCCCUCAACUUCCCACCGAUGCCGUCAACGCCAAUCUCGCGCAGUGACUCGGGCUUUGCGUUGUCGGCGACGCUGCGAGAGAAGAGGUCAGGGCAUUUCAACGAGAAGGGCCGCCGCAGUUCCUCGUUCGGACAAGCUCCCGUCCACCGUCCCAAUGGCCCUUUCCUGAAUGGCCACCAGACCAAUCUUUCCAUUUCGGCCAUCUCUGUGGAUUCCCAGUCCUCUUACGGCGGCUACGCCCCCUCAACCUACGCCCAGUCGACUAUUGCUGCUUCGACGGUCAUGCCUAAUAUGCUUGUCCAGCCCGUACGCAACACUGAUACGACUGUGUGGGUUGAAGGCCACUGCUUCAACUUCAGCAUGAAUGAUACUUCAUCCACCUGCGGAAUCUGCGAGGAACGCGCUGAAGGAGAUGGGUGCUAUAAAUGCUCUGGAUGUGGAGCAGUCUCGCAUGGCCGCUGCCUCGGCUGCGUCUCUCUUGUCUGCCCUGUAGCUUUUGAUUCCGACAAAAUCCGAGCGGCUUUCGUUCGGUGUCAAGCGAGUUUGCUCUACACAUAUCGGAAGUUCAUGGGUCGGCCUUCGAGGCAGCAGAAGAGUAACGGUCAGCUGUUUGCUUUCGAUAUGAAUGGGUUCAUCAAAAGCUUGCCAUACGACCAACAAGAGUACGUUGGGAUGAUGAAGGAAACUCAAGCAUUCAAUGAAUUCAUCCAUGAGCGAGAGACGCAAGCCUCUUCAGUGCCGACGAUCCGUCUCUUCGAUGAGAUCAUCUUGGCGAAGAAGGCUCGAGGACGGACCGGGAUCUCGUCUGGUCUCUCGCGGCUCUCAACCAUCAGAGCUUCCCAUGGCGUUUCUAGUUCAAUUCCCGGGCUUCAGUUGCCUUCCAGGAAUGGAAAACCGCCUUCGUACUUGGCCGACAGCUCCGACCACAUAUGGCGAACUGCUAGCGUACCUGUGCCGAAUGCAAAGUUCCCAGGUGAAUACCGAGCAGUGGUUACUCGAAUCCCUGCCAGACUGGACCCUUCCUUGAUGAAGGAGCCUCGUGCUAUACAAGGUGUUCCCCGUCCAGAGCAGCGCCAGAAAGGGGUGAUGAGGAAACAGGUUCCUAGCAUGAUGGGUUUUCCUACUCCUACCUCACCAGUCUCGCCGAAAGGAUCAGGAUGA
Anthostomella pinea is the source of this 3498-nucleotide messenger RNA. The record is from the annotation of a GenBank genome assembly. Lineage: Eukaryota; Fungi; Ascomycota; Sordariomycetes; Xylariales; Xylariaceae.